AUGUCCAAAGCUGCUCCGGCCAAAAAGGUGGCUGCAGCCCCGCCUCCGGGAUGCACCCUGGAUGUCAAUGAUCUCCAGGUCCAGAAAGGGGCCAUUCACAUCCAAGCCUCAUACUGGGGCCACAGGUCGCGGAAGGAGCUGCGCGAGAACGGGCCGCCACGAGUGCUGGAGCCGCUGAAGGACGUGGUGCUGAUCGAGGGCAGCGCAGCCAAGCUGACUUGCCGCAUUUCGGCUUUCCCGGACCCAUUCAUCCGCUAGAGAGAGGACGGCAAAGAGCUGCGCGACCGGCCCAAGUAUCGUUACAUCUUCGAGGACCCUGACGUCCUCGCACUGCUGGUGCGCGAUGGCGAGCUGGCAGACCUGGGCCAGUACAGCAUCAACGUAACCAACCUCUUCGGCUAGGGCUCCGACUCGGCGCGCAUCCUCGUGGAAGGAAUGCGCGCCCCGGAUGCAACUCAAAAGGGACCGGAUAACACUAAGGCGCGCAAAGGCACCACGGUGAGGCUGACCGCGGAGAUCUUGGGCGAGCCUGCGCCCGACGUGGUCUCGACCAAGGACGGGGAGGACAGCGAGGAGGACGACAGGCGAGGGCGGGAUGUUGGCAGUACCACCACGACCCUGACCAUUCGUCCGGCCACGCCCGAGGACAGCGGCAAAUAUGAGGUGUACGUGGAGAACAGCCUGGGCACGGACCACAGCUUCGCUAGCGUGGACAUGGCCUGAAAGGGACCCUCAGACCUUUCGCCGUGGCUCCCAGCCUGGGCGUAGACGGGACCGACAACCCUCCUUAAUAAAAUCUUGCUUAAUAAAACUGCGCUCUCUGACCCUCUGCGUCUAUUCUGUUCCUUUGCGACGCCAUUUCCUCUCCCCCGCACCCACACUCACACUUAUUCCAGACCCACACACCAAGGUCACAGUGUUGGGAUCAAAAUGUUUGCAGAGUGGCUAGUCUAGUGCUUCAUUUUACAGACAGUAAAUCUGAGAUAGGCAUUCGGUCACGGUCGGAAGCUCCUUCUCCUACCAGCGGGACCCGCAGAAGAGUCUACGA
This is a messenger RNA of Equus caballus (horse), 1048 nucleotides long. RefSeq names its product SPEG neighbor (gene SPEGNB). NCBI's taxonomy places the organism in Eukaryota, Metazoa, Chordata, Mammalia, Perissodactyla, Equidae. The record is from RefSeq and is a predicted model, not a curated record. Gene Ontology annotation, molecular function: protein kinase activity; protein binding.